Cryptomeria japonica (Japanese cedar) is the source of this 732-nucleotide messenger RNA. Its product is annotated as outer envelope membrane protein 7. Bases 218 to 463 code for a protein of 81 amino acids. Lineage: Eukaryota; Viridiplantae; Streptophyta; Pinopsida; Cupressales; Cupressaceae. The transcript has 2 exons. The record is from RefSeq and is a predicted model, not a curated record.
AGGAGCACCUGAAAGGUUCCCUUCCUAAAAAUAUUUACAAUUGACUUUUAGAAGAUAUGCAGGUCGUUACCGAGAAUAUUGAACAUGAUACCCUUCCCCUAAUCCGCUGUCGCGAUACGUUUUGAAUUUCACCUAUUUAUAAUGGGCCGUAAACUUCGAUAGCAAGUCACAUUGACAUUCAAUCGAAAGCUUAGAUUACAGCAAAGAGAUUGUAGCAAUGGAAGGGCAGACGAAAAAGGAGCAAGAUGAGAAAAAAUCAAAAGAGGGAAGGUCUAAAAUGUCUUCAAUCACUUCCUCUGUAUUCGCCAUUGCAGGACUGGCUCUCGGUUGGGCAGCCAUUGAGUUGGCUUUUAAGCCAAGUCUUGAUCAAAGCAGGGACGACAUGAAAAAAACCCUCGACCCAAAUUACGAUCCUGAUGACGAUGUUGACGCCAACAACUCGAUCCUAAAGAGUUUAAGAUAAGAAAGAGUGUUCAACAAUAUUGUUCUCUUCCCUCAAUAUAAAUGUUGAAGUGUAUGUUACAAAAAUUUAUAUUAAGGAUAUCUUCAAUGAUAAUGGACUAAAGAAGAUUCGUCCACUAAUGAAGUUAGUCAUUGAUGAGCACAAGAAGUUUAUGUUCCUGUAUGUUUCUUUGUGGUCAUUCCUUGCAAUUCGUCAAGUUGGAUUAGAAGGAUGAUGCUAUUUAAACAUAUGUAUAUGUAUUUUGGUUUACAAUAAAUUAUCUUUUUCAA